Molecule: messenger RNA, 672 nt
Organism: Rubroshorea leprosula
Lineage: Eukaryota; Viridiplantae; Streptophyta; Magnoliopsida; Malvales; Dipterocarpaceae
Source: the annotation of a GenBank genome assembly
GACAAAAUGAACAUACUCCAAUUUUUGGGGUAAAGUUCAGUUGAGUCUUAAACUACGGGCUCUUCCCGCUUGUAAAUUCCAUUCAAAUUCCAAUUCCGGACCUCUGUUUCUUCCAUUCCUCUGUUUUUGCGUUGUAUCACCUUUCUUCGCAAGAUUUUCGACCUAAUCCCUCUUCUUCAUCUUCUUCUUUUUCUUCAACAUUUCGCCGAUUGAAAUCUAAUUUUCAAUUUGUUUCCAAGAUGGUGAGUUAUAUUAAGAAGAAAGAUGGGGAGAAAAUUCUCUCAGUUCAGUUCACAAAGCUGGAAAUCAACGAUUCUGAAGGAGAAGACCCCGCGUUGAACUGGAAAUUACCGGCCGGAAUGGAGGUGGUGAGAGUUGAGGAGACUGAAUGCAGAACUCCGAUAGCUAAGGAGGCGAAGAUACAGGAACCGGAAACGUGCCCGCCGGCCCCGAUGAAGCGCAAGGUCUGUUUGUUUGGCAACGGGAAUGAGCCUGAGAAAAUUGCGGAUGUGAAGUAGAUGUUCUCAGCACAAUUUGGUUGUUAACGGGUUAGACUUCUAAAAUCUUAAUCUAGGAAAAAGAUCAGAGUUUGGUGAUGUAUUAGGUAGAAAAUCGUAAUUGGGGAUUGUAUUUUGAGUGCAAUAGCCAGAAAGAUAAAUAGAAGACUAAUCA